Molecule: messenger RNA, 2097 nt
Organism: Drosophila subobscura
Lineage: Eukaryota; Metazoa; Arthropoda; Insecta; Diptera; Drosophilidae
Gene: Ifrd1
Product: interferon-related developmental regulator 2
Exons: 5
Coding region: 803-2086 (427 amino acids)
Source: RefSeq, a predicted model, not a curated record
AUUUCAUAAAAAUCGUAAUCAAGUGCUUAAAUUAUUUGCAUUAUUUUCAAUACAAGAGUGCUCGCGGAGCUUUCGAAAGCUACAACCGUCAAGUCCAGUGCCGUGACAACGCUGGCGAGAUAAAACAAAAACAAACUGAUAUAUCACCUACAAAAACCCCAAAGCGAACGCAGAGGAAUUUCACCAUAGCACAAAGAACAGGGCAGUGGCUGCCAGCGCAGAGUGUAUUCAUUGCAAUUAAACAUGAAAUUUGCUGCAACGACAACCAGAGCACAACAUUUUUGUAGUAUCGCCCAGCCAGAAGAGCACCAACAGCCGCGCAAGUGUAUAAAUAAAAUACGAUCGCGUCCAGUUUCGACCUUCAUUCCUCAACCGCAAUUGGUGUUCACCAUUUCCAAACGCCGCGUGCAGCAGCAGCAGCAACAACAACACCGCCAAAGACAAUUGUGUAGGAUUGCUAAAAAUUGGAAGCACCAAAGCUUUUGCAUAGCUGCGUCCUGAUCAAAACAUCUCUUGAUCUUUAGCCUAAAAGCCAACUAAAUUUAAUUAUAACCUAAAUUCUUGUGACAAAAUCAAUAAAUCGGAAGGAACACGUGCGUUCCGUUGCCGCCAAAGCGUGUGUAGAGUAGACAUUUUGUGUGUCGUCGUGUAGACUUCUCUCAGAGGAUACACUCGGCUACAAGGAAUUUUGUACCCUUUGUGUUUGUGUGAAACUAAGCAGGCAGGCCGACCAAAUCAAACGAAAACGUCGUCGUUUUCAAAUAAAAUUCGUGAGAGACGCCAAAUCAAAAACAUCAACAAUAUGCCGAGACGCAACAAGAAAUCAGGAGGAGCACAAGGCAAAGGCCGCACCAAUGACUCGAAUUCCGAGGACGAGUCCUUUGAUAAUGUGAGCGUUUAUUCGCACGUCUCAGAGGUAGCAUCGUCGGAGGCCAACGACGACCUGGCCAACGAGCGUUUCGAGGAGAAGUUCGAGAAGGCCCUGGAACAGGCCACCGAGAAGUCGGCCCAGACCCGUGUGCAGGCUCUGCAGGCCAUCUGUGAGCUUCUGAUGCAUCGCUAUAUGCCCGAUUACGUGGAGGAUCGCAAGAUGACGCUGAUGGACUUUGUGGAGAAGAGCAUUCGUCGCGGCAAGGGUCAGGAGCAGGUUUGGGGCGCACGUCUGGCCCCACUGCUGGUGCUGCAGAUGGGCGGCGACAAGGGCAUCUCCAAGGCCAUGAAUCAGUUUCUGUUAACCACCGUGCAGGACAAAUCCAUCAGUUUCGAUGCCAGAUCCAAGUGCGUCUCAGCUUUGGGUUUGCUCAGCUUCUUGGGCUGCGAGGAUGUCGCCGAACUGGUCCGCCUCAUGCAAUAUUUCGAGGCUAUUUUCGCAGGCAGCUAUCUGCGUGGCGACGACAAGACCCCAGUGUCGGUAACCGCCGAAGCGGGUGCUCUGCAUGCCGAGGCUUUGAGUGCUUGGGGUCUGCUCCUCACGCUCAUACCACCUGGUGAUUUCGUGUCACUGAUGACCACCGGAAAUAACAUGUUCCCAUCGAUCAAGAAGUUCUUGGGCCUUUUGCAGUCACCACAUUUGGAUGUACGCAUGGCCGCUGGCGAAACCAUUGCUUUGAUACUGGAAUCGGGCCGUGCCCACGAUGAUGACUUCCUUGAGGAUGAUAUUGCUGAGCUGAGCGAGGCUGUCAAGCAGCUUGCCACCGAUUCGCACAAGUAUCGUGCCAAGCGCGAUCGCAAGGCUCAGCGUGCCACCUUCCGGGAUGUGUUGCGUUAUCUAGAGGAGGACAUUUCACCAGAAAUCAACAUUCGUUUUGGUACGGAGUCUUUGACACUGGAUUCGUGGUCCAUUCACCAUCAGUAUUCAUCCCUGUGCACAGUGAUGGGCCCUGGCAUGACCUCACAGCUGCAGGAGAACGAGUUCAUACGCGACAUUUUCGAGCUGGGAGCACGUCCAACCAACACUGGCAUCAAUGGCAAUGCCAAGAUCAAGCCAACCAAGCUGGAGCGCCAUCUGGUGAAUGCUGCCGCAUUCAAGGCACGCUCCAUUUCGCGUGGCAAGAACCGCGACAAGCGAUCGGCCGUCGUCACUUAAAACUGAAAUCA